AUGCAUGAGAAGCUUUACUCUGACGAUGCAUUGAAUGCCAACCUGUCCGCACUCUCCGUUGAUGCGCAAAAGCGAGCCCAAAAGGACGCAGCCAAGAAAGAGGCCAAAGCAGCUCUAAACGAGCAACGUGAAAGCGAGCGCAAAGCAGCCGCUAAAGUUCUCAUCAAGCGCGUGGAAAGAAAUAAACGUAAAUACGUGACGGUUGUCUCGGGGCUUGAGGAGCAUGGAUUGGAUUUAAAGAAGAUUGCGAAGGAGCUAGGGAAGAAGUUUGCUACGGGAAGUAGUGUCACGAAGACAGCUAGUGGUGGAGAGGAGAUCACGGUGCAAGGAGACGUAAGUGAUGAUGUGUACGACUGGCUGACGGAAAGAUAUGAGGAUAUUCCCGAGGAUAAUAUUGAUUGCAUCGAGGACAAGAAGAAGAAGGGGGCAGGCUAA
This is a messenger RNA of Endocarpon pusillum Z07020, 435 nucleotides long. RefSeq names its product Translation machinery-associated protein 22. Lineage: Eukaryota; Fungi; Ascomycota; Eurotiomycetes; Verrucariales; Verrucariaceae. Gene Ontology annotation, biological process: formation of translation preinitiation complex; translation reinitiation. The record is from RefSeq and is a predicted model, not a curated record. Gene Ontology annotation, molecular function: translation initiation factor activity; mRNA binding. Bases 1 to 435 code for a protein of 144 amino acids. The transcript is spliced from 2 exons.